CCUUCUGGAUGAAGGAGAAGACUGACGUCACGUGUCACCAAAGUCAGAAAGAUAAAACGCAGCGUUGUGAAAGGUCGACUUUUGGAAUACGUAAGACUCUGGAUGAACCAGAAGGUUAGUGUUCCUGGGACACAGUGAUGAUAACAGCGCCACGUGUCCCCUGUCUGAAAUAUCCAUUUUCUGUACUUUAUCUUCUUCACCUUGUCCGAAAAAAUCUCAGAGCUCCGCUGCAAUGGAGGUCACUGCGAACGAACCAGAUAUGAGAAGCUCCAAAUCCUCUCCGAUAGUAACGAUACCGAACUUCUUCGUGUCGCUCUCCUCGGCAUUUACGCAAACACCUUCCGUGCGUACGAACAAGCCCAGUUUGCGGCCAGCUUCAGACUCCGUCAAGUUGAUUCAAGACUUCCAUCGUUCUCUACUCUCCGCGACCGAGAAAUUCGCAGGCUUCUUCCACUCGCUCGCCGCUGAGAACCCUCUGUUUCAGGAAGCGGUUCGCUUGUCCUCCGAGUUUCGCGGUGUUUGCGACGAGAUUCGUUUGAGGAACACUACAAGGGUUAGGCUUGCCAUGUCGGAUCACGGGUUUGCAGCGGUUCUGCCUGGAGAUUCAGUUGCAGGAAUGGUGGUUGCUAACGGGUUGAUAAACUUCCUCAACAUCUACAACACCGUACUUGUUGUCCGUCUAGUACUCACCUGGUUCCCCACUGCUCCUCCUGCCAUUGUUAACCCCCUCAGCACUCUAUGUGAUCCAUACUUGAACAUAUUCCGGGGAGUCAUACCGCCUCUUGGAGGAUUAGAUUUGUCUCCCAUUUUGGCCUUCCUUGUUCUCAACGCCUUCACCAGCAGUGCUAUGGCGCUUCCUUGUGAGCUCCCACCAGCUGAAGGAGUGACUUCUCCAUCAUCUUGUGAGACAAAGUGGAUGAGGAGGAGAAGGUUGAGUAGCAACCAGAACCAAACACCGAGCUCUGCUUAAACCUUAUUAAAAAAACAACUCCUCUUUUCUUCGCUUCAACAUGUGACAUAUACUUUUCGAGUAAUUUUAUUCAUCUGCAUCUCUGGAUUCUGAGUUUUAUUUUGUGUGUAAAUUUUCUUUAUAAAAUGAAUAAAAAGAGUUGUUACUAAAAACAUUAAAGAAAAAGAGUUAUGUUCUUUGUAA
Messenger RNA from Brassica rapa (field mustard), 1153 nucleotides. RefSeq names its product ylmG homolog protein 2, chloroplastic. Gene Ontology annotation, cellular component: membrane. NCBI's taxonomy places the organism in Eukaryota, Viridiplantae, Streptophyta, Magnoliopsida, Brassicales, Brassicaceae. Gene Ontology annotation, biological process: chloroplast fission. The record is from RefSeq and is a predicted model, not a curated record.